AUGUCGGCCGCGGGUUCCGCCGACGCGCCGAGUCUUUACGCGCUGCGGGGUGUGCCGGCGGCGGCUUCCGCCGACGCUCCGCCGCCGCGGAGGGCGCUGAUUUCCGCAGCGGGCGCCGACGGCUCCCCGGAGACGCUUUCCGCGCGCGUGCUUGACGAGGCGAGCGCGGAGGGCGGACCGGAGGCGCUUUCCGCCGCGGAGACUCUUUCCGCGCGCGUGCUUGAAGAGGCGAGCGCGGAGGGCGGAGACGGGACGGCGGAGGGCGGAGAGGCGGAGAAUCUUGACGAGGGGAGAGUGCUUGCUUCGGAAGAGUCGGGGGAGGCGGAGGAGGGCGCGUGGGAACGCGCAAGUGCUGCUGCGGAAGAGGCGGAAGAAAGCGUGGUGGAAGCGGAAGAUGGGGGAGAGGUGGACGCAGAGGGGACUGAGGAAGGCCGCUUUUUGGCAGAGGAGGAAGGAGAGACGGGGAAUGAGGAGGCGGAAGAAGGGGAGAUAGGGGAUGCGGAGGCGGUAGAGGGGGAGAUGGAGGAUGCGGAGGAGGGGGUUGAGGAGGGGAGGGUGUUGGAGGAGGAAGUGAAGGGAGAGAAUGAGGAUGAGGAUGAGGGGGAUAUGCAGGAGGGAGAGGGGAUUGAGGAAGGAAGGGCGCUUCAGGAGCAAGGAGAGUCCGAGGAGGUUGGUAAUCUGGAGGCAGAGGAGGAGGAAGAGAAUGAGGAGGAGGGGGAGGAGGGAGAGGCGGAGAUGCAGGAGGGAGAGGAGGUUGAGGAGGGCCGGGUGCUGGCAGAGCAAGGAGAGUUUGAAGAGGAUGGUGCUUUGGAGGGAGAGGCGGAGAUGCAGGAGGGAGAGGAGGUUGAGGAGGGCCGGGUGCUGGCAGAGCAAGGAGAGUUUGAAGAGGAUGGUGCUUUGGAGGGAGAGGCGGAGAUGCAGGAGGGAGAGGAGGUUGAGGAGGGCCGGGUGCUGGCAGAGCAAGGAGAGUUUGAAGAGGAUGGUGCUUUGGAGGGAGAGGCGGAGAUGCAGGAGGGAGAGGAGGUUGAGGAGGGCCGGGUGCUGGCAGAGCAAGGAGAGUUUGAAGAGGAUGGUGCUUUGGAGGGAGAGGCGGAGAUGCAGGAGGGAGAGGAGGCGGAGGAGGCAGAGGAGGGGAUUCAGGAGGAGCAAGAGGAUUUCAGCGAUGAGGAAGAGGGGGAGAUGCAGGAGGGGCGGGCUUUGGCCGAGAUGGACGAUUCUGAGGACGUGAAUGGGGAGGAUGAGGAGGAGGAAGAGGAGGGGGAGGGAGAGAUGCAGGAAGGCAGGACUUUGGCAGAGAUUGACGAUUCUGAGGAUUUGAAUGGGGAGGAUGAGGAGGAAGAGGAGGAGGAGGGGGGGGAGGGGGGUUUGCAGGAGGGCAGGGCUUUGGCAGAGAUAGACGAUUCUGGGGAUUUGAAUGGGGAGGAUGAGGAGGAAGAGGAGGAGGCAUACAUGCAGGAGGGACGGGCUUUAGCCGAGCUUGACGAUUCUGAGGGUGAGGAGGAGGAGGAGGAUGAGGAGGAGGAGGAGGGUGGUAGGAUGCUGCUGGCAGGAGAGGAAGACGAGGAGGGCGAGAGUGAGGAGGACGAGGAGGAGGCAGACAUGCAGGAAGAGAUGGAGGAGGAUGGUCGGGUGCUGCUGGCAGAAGAGGAGGGCGAGGAGGGCGAGGAGGGAGAGAGUGAUGGGAGCGAGGAGGAAGGGCAGUGGGCUGAGGAGGAGGGGAUGGUGGAUGUGACUUAG
Molecule: messenger RNA, 1737 nt
Organism: Closterium sp. Naga37s-1
Lineage: Eukaryota; Viridiplantae; Streptophyta; Zygnematophyceae; Desmidiales; Closteriaceae
Source: the annotation of a GenBank genome assembly